Menidia menidia (Atlantic silverside) is the source of this 1575-nucleotide messenger RNA. The record is from the annotation of a GenBank genome assembly. NCBI's taxonomy places the organism in Eukaryota, Metazoa, Chordata, Actinopteri, Atheriniformes, Atherinopsidae.
AUGUAUGAUAAACUGGCCGUCACAUGGACUGCCUCGUGGACCAAUGGACUUCCCGAGCACUUCUCUCCACUUGGUGGCAGCAGUUUACAGUAUCUGUGCAUCAUUUCUGCAGUGGGAGAAACGAGGCAGGCCCAGCUUCUUCGUCGAAACUGGCAACCUCAGAAAUAUACUUUCUAUAUCACAAAAGCCAUCUUACCGACGUCAGAGUUGCAGAACGCCUGCUGGGGAUGCGCAGCGGAGCAGCUGCAGGCUUGUGCCAGGUCCUCCACCCGCCAGAGCAAAAGAAUGGCCAGAGUGACCAAACAGCUGUUCGUCGUCCAGAGGGAGGGAGGACGGUCCUACUGUCAGAGGCGCUGGAGACGGGGGCUGCAGAUCAUUCCUGUUGCGCACGACGCUGCUUCCACUCUCUCUGCUCGGUUUUUCCACUACGGCGUUCACACUGCAGCGGAACACAACGGAAAACUUUCGCGAGCAAGCCAUCUAAAUCCGUCCAUCGAGAGUGAAAGCCGUGAUGUAUGUUGCAAUCUUUCCGGCGUCCUCCUCCGACUUGAGCGCCAGAAUGAUCUGAUCGUCUGUGUUGGGGACGAACUUGAAGGAGGAGAAGCCGUGGGUGGGAUUUUGCGGCCCCACCUGGCUCACUUUGAUGUCUUUGAAGUCCGGCGAGCAGCUGAGGGCGAGGUUCGUCCCCCGCCGUUCGUCGGCGGUCUCUUCGUAGCGCUCUUUGCUCGCCCGGCGGGGGAGGAAGAACCAGCGCUGGAGGGUGUCGCUCCAGGCCGCAGACUCGUGGAUAAAAUAGCCUGUGGAGAGCAGGAGGCGGUGCUCGUCCUUCACGGCGAGCCACUCGGCUUUAAACCCUACAGACAGUCCACAGCACGCCGCUUUUACCUAACUGCAACAACAGACCGCCGGGGGCUCCGGCCUGGUGCCGGCAUGCGGGGAGCACGUACCUUUGGCCACGCUCCCGUCGCCAUCGGCCAGGAUGACCCAGGGCACGGCCUUGUUUCCCUCUAUGUGGUAGACCACGCCCGUUCUGUCGUCGACGCUGUAGAGCUUGCCGUUGAAGGCCACCAGCUCGGACAGCUCCAUGCCCCUGCCCUUCUCCGCCAGGUGGCUCUCCAGCAGCACCCGGUCGGCGUCCCACUCCACCGCCACCCGGUCGCCGCUCUGGGACACCAGCAGGUAGCCCAGCCGCAUGUAGCUGAACCAGGUCAGCUUUUUCUCGCUCAGGGAGUUCGUGUCCAGGUCGGCGAUGACGGCGAUGCGGUAGCGGGCGCCCUGCGGCGUGCGCUCGGGCGGGCUCAGGGGGUAGGUGUCGUUGUAGCGGGAGGUGGACGGCCGGCCUUCGCUGCGGCCGGCCCGCCAGCUGUGGGACCCGUAGGGGCGAUAGCGCAGGCCGGGGCCGAAGUGCAUGAAGAGGAGCAGGACGAAGGCCAGGGAGAGGAUGACGAGCACGAUGGGCCGCCAUUUGAGGCGGAAACGGGGGUCGGUGGGGUUGGCCAUGGACGCCAGCAUGGGGAGGCCUCCUGCAGAGAUGCGCAGCGGGAUCAUGGGGUCAUUCUGCUCCGGCCGAGCUGA